AUGGACGCGGCCAUUGGGCUUCAGAGCGCCUGGCCUCGGUCAUGUGACCAGGGUGAGCUUGGCAGCGGCGGAGGGGGGAGGGGCGGAAGAGCGAAGCCCGGGAAAGCAGACAAACGGGAGGGGGCGGGGCCCGGGCGCGACGUGCCCGUGACGUCAGACGCCCGGGAUUGUUCCCCGGCGGAGGACAAUGGCGAGGGGGCGGGGCGCGCCGGCGGCGAGGGGGCGGGUCGCGCUCUGAGUGACGUCUUUCUCCGUCGCCCCGGAGUCGGAGCCAAUAUGUCGGCGGCUGAGCUCUCGAGAAGCCCGUGGGUGAAACCGUCGCGCCGCAGGAAGAGGCGGGACCGCGCGAGGGACAGACCGGGGGCUGUGGGGCCCAGCGUGUCGUCCAGCGAGUACACUGAGGUACCCCUGGGGUCCCUGGACAUCACGCCUGCCGACAGCUUGUCUCCACGGCAACAUGUGGGCAGCGAGUCUCUGGACACUGACCGGCUGGAGGAGCUGCCCCUGUGCAGCUGCAGGAUGGAGGCGCCCAAGAUUGACCGCUUGACCGAGAGGGCGAAGAGUCAGUGCAUGGCCAGAGAGAGUGUGAACGGAGAGGUACUGAGUCUCUCUCUCUCUCAGUGCAGUGUUACUGUCUGUAUUAACCUGUCUCUCUCUCCCAGAGGCUGUACUGACAUAAUUUGCUGUGUGUUGUUCUUGGCCGCCAUUGUUGGCUACAUGAUCGUGGGAAUUCUGGCCUGGCUGUACGGAGACCCCCGACAAGUCCUGUACCCCCGAAACUCCACUGGCAGCUUCUGUGGAGUGGGAGAGAACAAAGACAAGCCCAGUGUGCUGUAUUUCAAUAUCCUGAAGUGUGCCACCUCUACUAACAUCAUGGCUGCAGCUUUGAAUGGACUUCAGUGUCCCACAACACAGAUCUGUGUGGCGACGUGUCCCAAUGACUUCUGGAUUGUUCCACCACAAGGUUACAUGCAGCCCCCCAAAAGUGUCUUCCAGCAGCAGUACUGCGUCCCCUCCUUUAAUCUCGCCACGACAAACAUGUCCACCAGUGACGUUAUCAAUAAGGAGCUGUGUGCCUAUUUCUACACUCCGUCUUCCUCAGUUCUGGGGCGCUGCCUGCCCAGUAUGGGCUCGCUGAGCGUCAUCCCUUCCAACUUCUCCAUCCCUGGCCUGAGCUCGGCCAACCAGACUGCCAGCAGGAUCCGAAACGCCACCCAAGAUGUCGUCUUGGGGUUCAACGCCAAGGAGAUUGGGGUGCGCAUCUUCGAGGACUUUGCGGUGUCCUGGUACUGGAUCCUCAUAGCCUCUCUGCCACACAGACGUGCAGUACUAACCCCCACCGAGGGAGGUGCUGUCUCCCUCAGUGGAGCGGGCGUCCGGAACGAUGAAGUGAGUCGCUUUCACCCUGACUGGGGGGUGUGUGUGUGUGUGUCUGCCCCACCUGACGCUGACCUGUCCCUCUGUCCCUCCGUCCCUCGGUCCCUCCGUCCCUGCAGAUACCACGUGGGGUCUCUGGCGUUCGGAGCUUUGAUUCUGACGAUUGUCCAGUUCAUUCGGAUACUCCUGGAGUACCUGGACCACAAGUUCAGAGCUGCUCAGAACCCCUGCGCCAGGUUCGUCAUGUGCUGCCUCAAGUGCUGUUUCUGGUGCCUGGAGAAGUUCAUCAAGUUCAUCAACAGGAACGCCUACAUCAGGUCUCACUGUGCUGUUGUGUUUCAGACGGUGGUCGUGGGCUCCUACCUGGUCGCUCAGGGCUUCUUCAGCGUCUACAGCAUGUGUGUGGACACACUCUUCCUCUGCUUCUUGGAGGAUCUGGAGAGGAACGAUGGCUCGGUCCAGAAGCCCUACUACAUGUCCAAGAGCCUGAUGAAGAUUCUCAACAAGAAGAACAAGCUGCCCAAGGCAGAGAAGAAAUAAGAGACUUCCUCUUCCUCCUCCUCUUCCUCACCCCCCACACUGCCUCCCCAGCAGUUUGUCACGUCUGCAAUAAAACCCCUCCCUUGCACAGACA
Molecule: messenger RNA, 2011 nt
Organism: Lepisosteus oculatus (spotted gar)
Lineage: Eukaryota; Metazoa; Chordata; Actinopteri; Semionotiformes; Lepisosteidae
Source: RefSeq, a predicted model, not a curated record